AUGAAAUCUAGAGGAGGCGGUCACAUCUCUUUUGUUUCCUCUGCAGCUGGUCAAUUUGCGAUUUGGGGAUAUACAGCGUAUUCUGCCAGCAAGUUCGCUCUCAGAGGCUUCGCGGAUGCGCUUCAAAUGGAGCUCGAACCGUAUAACAUCAACAUCUCGGUGUUAUGUCCACCUAAUACGGAUACGGAUUACUUUAGGAGUUUCCACACUUCAACGAUGCCUGUAAUUAUGCGCAAAAUGACUGCAGUUGCUGGAUUGGUGUCCGCUGAAGAAGUCGCUAGAGCACACAUUAGAGAUAUAGAGAAUGGCAAUUACUUGACCACAAAUGGUUUGAUGGGAUGGUUCUUAGGACUGGUUACGGCUGGGGCAUCUCCAGAAAGAAGUAUGUUGCAAGCACUUGCACAGUUCUACCUUGGUGCCUUGGGACGAAUAGGUGUUCUUGCCAUUAUUGGGCAUUUUAAUUCACUCUCCAGAGAUCAGGCUAGUCAGAGACGGAAAGAGAGUGAACGUGCUUCAUUGCCUGGCGCAACAGUCCAAUCAUAUUGACUCGGCUAUCCCACGCUUGGCCUUGACUCUUUCACCACUGCUCCUACAGGGUGUUCCAAAAAAUGUGCCUACUGUUUGAUCGUUAUUAACUCUCUUGUAGCGAAGUCUUUCGAGAAGCUUUAGGUACCGUUUUGUAGAACAGCUUUCAACUUAGAUUUACAGUAUAGAGCGAAUCAACGAUCACAAGUGUCACUGGGAAAAAGCUGCCAUUUCAA
Molecule: messenger RNA, 761 nt
Organism: Cylicocyclus nassatus
Lineage: Eukaryota; Metazoa; Nematoda; Chromadorea; Rhabditida; Strongylidae
Source: the annotation of a GenBank genome assembly